This is a messenger RNA of Plasmodium vivax (malaria parasite P. vivax), 2160 nucleotides long. RefSeq lists its product as hypothetical. Gene Ontology annotation, cellular component: catalytic step 2 spliceosome. The transcript has a single exon. Lineage: Eukaryota; Apicomplexa; Aconoidasida; Haemosporida; Plasmodiidae. The record is from RefSeq and is a predicted model, not a curated record. Bases 1 to 1632 code for a protein of 543 amino acids.
AUGGACUCCCCAGGGAAGUCCCCCCCCCUGGAAGGGGAGCCCCCCUCAGAGGAAGAAAAUAAAAUUCUGCCGAUGGAUCAAAAUGAACACAAAAUUGUAAGUCAAAAGGGGAAGAAGAAGAAAAAAAAAAAAAAAAAAAACGAUGAAGAAGAACGUGCCAUCCAACCGUAUGAAGAAGAAAAAAUCGCUCUGUUCCAAAACAACGAAAUUGUGGAAUAUGACGCGAGGGACUUCAGGACGGGGAAGGACCAUCACAUUGUGCUGUUGGAAGAGGAUUACAUAAAUGUGCUGGAGUUUUUAAUCGAAAAGAAGUUCUUUCCAGAUUUGCACAAGUAUAAGGAUGAUGGGGCUAUUUCGGAGAGGGUUCCACAGGAUGCCCAUGAUUUUACCCCAAGUGGGGGAAGCGCCAUGUUCAGCUAUGGGGGGCACUCACCUGAGGGAGGAGAUCCAUCGGGGAGAGGAAGCGGAAGGAAAGUGGGCAGCGUUACAUCUCUGAGUGGCGACCCGUAUGGGAGCUAUUUCUCCUCUCAGGAUGAACAUAACCAUCUUGAGAUGCUAUACCCAAUGGACCGCCUAAGCGAGCGGAAUGUAGAGCCCUCCGAGGGGGGGUGGCACCAACAGGCACUCUGUCUCCAAGAAAAAAACUACAAAUUAGUAACCCUGGCGAAUGGAAAAAAACACAAAAUUGAUCUGAACAUGAAUUUGAGAGACUUCCAGAAGAGGUACACCUCGGAGGAUAACAAAUCGUUUGAAUACAUCCUAAGGAGCAUGAAAAAUAAAAAUGUAGAAAGGGACUUAUUCUCUCUGAUGAUGAGGAAGGAGCACAACAGAAAAAUGGACUACAUAGAAGAGUGCACAAGGAAAGGAAUAAAUUGCCAUCAAGUGAAUACCAGCAAAUCGGAAAAUGAAUUAAGCAGAAUGAUGUUUUCCUCCAGUUUGAAAAUCAGCUCGAUGGAUCCUGCCGCUGAGGGUAAGCUACAGAUAUGCCACGAAAACACUAGGUUUUCGCGGGAAUAUAAUGAGGAUAUCAAAAGGCAAGUAAAAGAGUGUGCCCAAAAUAGGCAGCUAAAAAUGAUGCAGAAAGUGAAAGAAGAAAAAGAGGAGCAGAUGGUCCAACAGGGGAAGUUCAACCUACUGCCAAGGAAUAACACCUAUGAGUAUAUUAGAACUCCGCUUAUCCUCGCUGGGAAGGGUGUCGAUAAGAGCCCCAUCAUAACGUGGGGGGUCAUCGCCAGCAGCCCCAAGUUGGUGGAAAGUGAGGACGACUACAGUGCCCAUAGCAGCAGUGGUGACGACUCAGACGAUCUGUGGAAUAGCUCCAAGGGGAGAAGAGCCACCGGAGAAGGACACGAAGAGAGCGAUUUCAACCCCAACGAGGAAUUUAAUCUGCAACAAAUUAACCACCGUGAACGGAUCGCCGAAAAGCUGCAGAAUAACAUGAAAGACAUCAAAUACAGCAAGGAAGCUUUGAAGAGGAAAAACCUCAGCUUGUUGAUUCAUCGAAAUUGUAGCUCCCGCAUGUCCACCACGUCGUAUAGGAAUUCGGUUCUGUCCAGGUACAGCCGGAAGCGCCUCAACGAGUUGGCCAUGAAAUCGUCGCUCGCUUCGCAAAUUUUGAAAAAGAAGAGGUGAUAUACUCCCCAGUGGGAUGAUUUUACCCUGUGAGGUUAGCUGGGAAGGGACUUCUCCAACACUUCAUUAUUGGUCCAAGUUAAACACGAAGAAAGAAAGCCCCGCGGGAGGUGGAGACCCAUUGAAAAGAGUCCCCUAAUGGGCGUUCCACGGGGAAAACUUCCCCACCGCGACUUCCGUGCGGUCAGUGGAUUAGCUGGCUGAUUUGUUUGACAAAUUUUAUCAAAAUGGGGAACCCCCCCGUUGGUUUAUUCCCAGCCAAGGUUACAAGGGAUGCGCCCAUUUAUUUGUAGAGAUUUUCUUCACAUCAUAUCGUUUUUUUUUUUUUUUUUUUUUGCGUGCCUUAUGGGGCAUACCCAGAGAGAGGCGCACAGAUAGGUAGACACGCACUGUGUUCGUCCGACCGGGUCCUCUCGUUGACAAAUUGAACCCCACGCGGUGUGUUUUUUUAGUUCCAAAUGGCGUCUCGUCGCGCCGCAUCACAUCGCAUCGCGUGGCCCAUUUGUCGAGUUACCAUUUUUUUAGUCC